AUGAACAGACAAGUCUGCAAGACCUCAGGUGGAGGGAGCCACGGCUUCUCUGGCCGCUCUGCCGUGGUCUCUGGCAGCAGCCGCAUGAGCUGCGUGGCCCGCACAGGGCGCUCUGGCGGAGGAGCCUGUGGGGCCCGUAGUGGGGCCGGUGGCUUUGGCAGCCAAAGUCUCUACAACCUGGGUGGCAACAGGAGCAUCUCCUACAGCGUGGCUGGUGGUUCCAGGGGUGGAGCCUUCGGCUUUGGUGGUGGACGCAGCAGCUGUGGAGGAGGCUUUGGAGGAGCUGGUGGCUUUGGAGGUGGCUUUGGAGGUGGCUUUGGAGGUGGCUUUGGAGGAGCUGGUGGCUUUGGAGGGGCUGCUGGUUAUGGUGGGCUAGGUGGCUUUGGUGGCCCCGGUGGCUUUGGUGGCCCUGGUGGCCCUGGUGGUUUUGGACCUGGUGGCUUCCCUGGUGGGAUCCAGGAAGUGACUGUGAACCAGAGCCUUCUGCAACCCCUCAAUGUGGAGAUAGACCCUCAGAUUGGUGCUGUGAGGAGCCAGGAGAGGGAGCAGAUCAAGACCCUCAACAACAAAUUCGCCUCCUUCAUUGACAAGGUGCGGUUUCUGGAGCAGCAGAACAAGGUUCUGGAGACCAAAUGGAACUUGCUCCAGCAGCAAGGUGUCAACUCUGUCACAGGCACUAAUAAUCUUGAUCCUCUCUUUGAGAGCUACAUCAGCAACCUUCGGAGGACUCUGGAUGGGCUCCAGGGAGAGAGAGGAAAAUUAGAUGGAGAGCUGAGGAGCAUGCAAGAACUGGUGGAAGACUUCAAGAGGAAAUAUGAAGAUGAAAUCAACAAACGUACAGCUGCUGAAAAUGAGUUUGUGACACUUAAAAAGGAUGUGGAUGCUGCCUACAUGAACAAGGUGGAGCUUCAGAGCCGGGUGGACAGCCUGGUUGAUGAAGUCAACUUCAUUAGGGCUCUCUAUGAAGCGGAACUGAACCAGAUGCAGACUCACGUGAGCGACACUUCUGUCAUUCUCUCUAUGGACAACAACCGCUCUCUUGACCUGAAUAGCAUCAUUGUUGAGGUCCAAGCACAGUAUGAAGAGAUGGUUGAGAGGAGCAAGGCAGAGGCCAAUGAACUGUACCAGACUAAGCUAGGAGAACUGCAAACCAAGGCUGGCAGGCAUGGUGAUGACUUGAAAAGCACCAAGAGUGAGAUCAUGGAACUCAACAGAAUGAUCCAAAGGCUUCGGGCUGAGAUUGAGAAUAUCAAGAAACAGAAUGUCAACCUGCAGGCAGCUAUAGCUGAAGCUGAGCAGCGUGGGGAACUGGCACUCAAGGAUGCCCAGGCCAAACUCCAGGGAUUGCAGACUGCCCUGCAACAGGCCAAGGAUGACUUGGCCCGCCUGUUGAGGGACUACCAGGACCUGAUGAAUGUAAAAUUGGCCCUGGAUGUUGAGAUUGCCACCUAUAGGAAACUGCUGGAGGGAGAGGAGUACAGGAUGUCUGGAGAGUUCCAGAACCCUGUGAGCAUCUCUGUGGUCAGCAGUAGCACCUCUACCUCGGUGUCCGGCGGUGGCUACGGAGGUGGCUACGGUGGUGGCCGAGCGGGCGGCAGCGGCUUCGGCGGCGGUAGUGGCUUCGGCGGCGGCAGCGGCAGCGGUUUCGGCGGCGGCAGUAGCUUCGGCGGCGGCAGCAGCUUCGGCGGCGGCAGCGGCAGCGGCUUUGGCGGCGGCAGCGGCAGCGGCAAAGGCCUCGGCUCUGGAGGGCGCUCCGGAGUCAGCCGGGGUGGGAUCAGCUCCGGCAGCACCCUCGGGGGCAGCAGCAGCAGCAGCAGCAGCUCGGUCAAGUACUCUCAGUCAUCCGGCCAGCGCUCCUCCAGAUAA
Molecule: messenger RNA, 1866 nt
Organism: Sarcophilus harrisii (Tasmanian devil)
Lineage: Eukaryota; Metazoa; Chordata; Mammalia; Dasyuromorphia; Dasyuridae
Gene: KRT3
Product: keratin 3
Exons: 9
Coding region: 1-1866 (621 amino acids)
Biological process (GO): keratinization; intermediate filament organization
Cellular component (GO): keratin filament
Molecular function (GO): structural constituent of skin epidermis
Source: RefSeq, a predicted model, not a curated record